GUAUAGCCCACAAAGAUCUCCGCCACAGCACAACCCAAGGGGAGGCGCCAGGUGGGGUUGAUGGGGGAAGCUGGACUGUCGGGCUUGUCUGGAUUGGAAGUAGGUUUGAAGUAGACUGGGAGGCAUUAAAGACAAAACCCACAUUGGUUUGGAAAACUGUUAUUGCUCAGUACUCGCAAUGUCUGUCAUGGCUUUGUAGAAUACUCUGUCAACCUGUUAUUGUUACAGGGUGUUCCAGGUCCUUUUGGAUUGGCUGGGGCUGAUGGACCACAAGGGCAGAAGGGGGACAAAGGCACUUAUGGUGUGGUUGGGGAUUCUGGAAACGCAGGCCUUAAGGGCGUGUCAGGAAGAAGAGGAUUGAAGGGUGACAUGGGAAAAUCUGGACCAACGGGGCCAGAGGGUCUGCUGGGCAACAGAGGGCCCCAGGCGUCCCCUGGAUUGGAGGAUGUGUCUGGUGAGGCUGGGCCUCAGGGAGCAGUUGGCCUACCAGGACCUCUGGUCGACCAGGCCCUGAGGAGAGACAAGGCCAGAAAGGUCAAAAGGUCAGGUCAAGCUUCACCAUUCAUCUGUCUUUACAUCUACUUCUGUAACACUAUUUAUCCUACUCUGACAUCCUACCUGCAUCAAAUCCACCUCAUCUACAUUUACUGUAGCUAUGUGAUUGUCGAUUGCUCGUUUUUUGAUGGUCGAAGUGGGAAUCCAGGAAAGACGGGACACAUCGGGAGGAGGGUCAGAAUGAAGCCAUCCCUUUUUCACAUAUUACAAUUUCUCAUUUCAAUGUAUAUGGGUCUUGAUUCUUGAUUCUAAAAGCUGUUUUUGUUACCAUGUAAGGGGAAAAUAGGGAAAUCUGGAAGCAGAGGCUGAAGAAGAGGGAGAGGAGGAAAGGUCAUCACUAUUGACUGGAAAGAGGGGAGAUUUUAGUUCAACCAGGCCUCCAGGAAGACAAGGGCCUUACGGGACACUUGGCAUACAAGGAGAGAAGGGUGAAAUGGGUGAACCAGGAGUCGAGGGAGAGAAGGCAGAGAUGGGACGGACAGGCCCUCCUGGAGUUCAGGGGCUGAAGGGGACACAAGGCCCUUUGGGAGAGCCAGGGAGCGAUGGCCUAAAAGGAGAACAGGGAGACAUUGGUUCUCAUGAGGGGUGGGGGACCCCAGGUCUAACGGGACUUCCUGUGACUUUCAAUUGGUGGAUUGACUGAGGGCACUGACUAAAUGGACUAUUCACCUGAAUAUCAGGAUCUAAAAGGAUUUGCCGGAAAAUCAGGUCCUGUUGGAGUGAGAGGCCUGCCUGGUCUCCCUGGACCUCCUGCCCCCCCUGGAACCUCUCUGAACCUUACUCUGAACCUUACUCUGAACCUUACUUUACUCUGGCACAGAUCAAGGCAAGUUGUUGGUAAUCUGUCAAAGCAAAUCCCCCCCUGACCAGGACCCCAACUACCUCCUGAUCCAGACUCUGCUGGACCCUUUGCACCAGGACCUGUGCUUGUUCAUAGAUCCACCAGAUGGCACUAAAGAACACCCGGCUACCACCUGCUUGGCGCUGUGGCUGUCCCAGCCGAACUUCACUAACGGGAUGUGUUACAUUGAUCCUAACCAGGGCAGCCCAGCUGAUGCCAUUCUGGUCUACUGUGACUUCACUGCAGCACCAAAGAGCUGUCUGUCCCCGCUCCAGCCUCAGUUUGAGUAUCCAGGACCGGAUGUAGUGCAGAUGAGGUUCCUUAGGUUAAACAGCAGGCUCACCAGUCAGAACAUUACCUACUCCUGCCAGCCUGAGACAGACAGGGAUCAGGGGAAAGAGAGGUGAAGUUCCUGGCAGACACACAAAGACAAAGUUACCUGUGGACAUUACGAGAGUGUGUGUCCUCUGAGGAGCUGUAUUCCGGAGACCGUCGUGAGUCAGCGAGGACCUCGAUUUGCUUCCACUGAGAGAUCUGGCAGUGUUAGGAAGCAGUGACCUCACACAGGAGUUUGGAUUCACUGUCGGGUCUGUGUGCUUCAGCUAAAGGAAAGAGAGACAGUCUCUCUAAGGACUGAUAAGAGCAGAGACAACAAUGAGACAAUCACCAGACAACCUCCAGCUAGUGGGGAAAUGACUCAGAGAUACUGGAAAGAGACAGAGAAAGGCAUCAGCAUUUCUCCACUUCUCAUGACAGAAUUGUUUAUUGACAAAGUAGAAGUACCAACCAACAGGACAAAGUGUCUGGUUAACCAGUUAAUAAACAUGAACUGGUUGGUCUGUGGCCAGGGAUAUUCUUGAGAGAAAGUAUCUUUGUAUUUUGUGUACACUGAUUUCAUUUGUGAUAUUGAAACAUGCUUAUUCAUGUAAUUGGUUUAAAUGAUGGCGGUUUCCUUAAAUGUUUAUGGUGCUAUAAUUCUGUUUUUUACAAACCUUCCCAUACUUAAUUCAGGUAUGUUCUUGACCAAGAGCACUGUGGUUUACACAACCUUCACUGCCGCAACUUAACAAUGUGUCCCAAAUCUGUGCUCACUCUACCCUUACAUCCCAAGUUAGAAACUAAGGAACAUAUCAAUAUUGAUCCCUUGGUCAAAAAGUAGGAAGACUAAUACAAUGAGGACUAUUAGGAGCUAUGACAAUUAAUUAAUUGUAUUUGGUGAUAACAUGUUAUGCAUUAUUGCAGCACCUGAUAGAUGCAGUAGCCUAACUACCAUUGGUGAAAUUGUAAUGUUCUGAUGUCUGUUGAAACAGAGGAACAAUGCGGUACUAUAAAACAUGUUGUCAAAGUUGAUGUAUAUAGGUCAUUCAAUAAGACCAACGUUGACGUUUUCUGUAGAUUCUUUGUGUCUCCUGUGUUUUUACCUCACUGCACCUUAUUAUGAUGUCCCUGCUAGAGGUUUAUCUUUGUCCCUCCUCAAUUUACCACAUGAUUUUACACCCUGACCUGGCUUUAUUCUCCCAUGAACCCCAACCUGAGAAGCUUUGACAAGGGAAAAAUGACUCCCCAGUUCUGUGAAAAACAGUACUGAUUCGAAUGGAAAAACUCCAGGAGGGACUUUAUGUGGUGGCUGCUGUUGAUAAUGUGCUUACAAUUGAUACUGGAUUGCAUGCAGCAGGCUUUGAACAUGGUAUGGAACUUCAAUGACAGAGACAAAGCACUGUGCCUAUGACUUCACCGUGGGGUGGGCUGGAGACAUGAACCCAUCAUCAAGGACGGACUUUGUGUCUUUAACCCUCACUGGACAAGGAAGUGGCAUCUAUAAUAACAGUAAACAGUGGACAAGACAGUCCUGCUGGAGGAAAUGGAAACUGUUAUCCAGAUUGCAGCGCAACCUAAUCCUCUUCACCGUGGCUCUCAUGUUAGUUUGUGGGAUUGCUACUAACCCCAGUGUCACAGAACAUUUCCGAGGCUUGGCUGUUGUUGCGAAGGAGGAAGGGGACCAUGCUCUGAAACCUGUCAUCCAUGAGGUCCAACCUGAGUUGGACAAACUGAACCGACCGUUAGUACCAGAGUCACCUUCAGAGAAGCAGAAGAGGGCAGCCCACAAGCGGGGGCCACCCGGCCUGCAGAACCGACUGCAAAAGAAAGGGAACGUGUCAGAUACCCAGGUGGAGAAAGAGGAGGGAGAGAAGCCACUUGUUAACUGGCGUGUGGCCAUGAUUGACCAAGCCACUGAAAGAAGAACUGCCAAGGAAGCAGCGAACAAGGUGGAUGUCCCAGAGGUUGAGCAAGAGGGCCAUUCACACAAGGAGCCAGAAGUCGAUAGGCUUGAGGCAGUACGUGAUGCUUUCAGACAUGCAUGGAAGGGCUACAAAGAGUUUGCCUGGGGGAAAGAUGAGCUGAGGCCCAUGUCUAAGUCCUAUGGAGAGUGGUUUGGCCUAGGCUUGACCCUAAUUGAUGCACUGGAUACAAUGUGGAUCCUCAACCUCAAAAAAGAGUUUGAGGAGGCUAAGACCUGGGUGUCCACAGAGCUGUCCUUUGAUAAAGACGUGGACGUGAACCUGUUUGAGAGCACCAUCCGUAUCCUGGGCGGCUUGCUAAGCACUUACCAUCUGACUGGAGACACUCUGUUCCUGGACAAGGCUAAAGAUAUAGGAACGAGGUUAAUGCCUGCCUUCAACACCCCAUCCAAGAUCCCCUACUCAGAUGUGAACAUUGGGAAGGGUACGGCCCACCCCCCUCGAUGGACGUCGGACAGCACUGUUGCGGAGGUCACCAGCAUCCAGCUGGAAUUUAGAGAGCUGAGUCGCCUCACUCAGGACACACGCUACCAGGCUGCAGUGGAUGAGGUCAUGCAGAAAGUCCACAAGCUGGAGGGGAAGCAGGAUGGCCUCGUCCCCAUGUUCAUCAACACCAACAGCGGCCAGUUCACCCAUUUGGGGAUGUUCACGCUGGGUGCACGGGCAGACAGCUACUACGAAUACCUCCUCAAACAGUGGAUCCAGGGAGGCAAGAAGGAGACGGCGUUGCUGGAGGAUUACCUGCAGGCCCUGGAGGGAGUGAAGAAGAACCUGCUGAAGAAGUCCUCUCCGAACAGGCUGACCUUCGUUGGGGAGCUUUCCCAUGGCAGGUUCAGCCCCAAAAUGGACCACCUGGUGUGUUUCCUCCCUGGGACCCUGGCUCUAGGGGCCCACCACGGCCUGCCAGCAGAACACAUGGAGCUGGCCAAGCAGCUGAUGGAGACCUGCUACCAGAUGUAUGCCCAGAUGGAGACUGGCCUGAGCCCUGAGAUUGUCCACUUUAACAUGCACGAGGGCAGCAUCGGAGAUGUAGAUGUGAAGCUUGCAGACAGACACAACCUCCUGCGCCCUGAGACGGUGGAGAGCUUGUUCUAUCUGUACAGGUUCACUAAAGACAGGAAGUACAGGGACUGGGGCUGGGAGAUCCUUCAGAACUUCAACAAGUAUACCAAGGUUUCUACUGGUGGCUACACGUCCAUCAACAACGUCCGGGACCCAGAGUACCCCAGCCCCCGGGACAAGAUGGAGAGUUUUUUCCUGGGGGAGACUCUCAAAUACUUCUACCUGCUGUUCUCCGAUGACCCGGAGCUGCUCAGUCUGGACAAGUAUGUGUUCAACACAGAGGCUCACCCCCUGCCCAUCUGGCCCACUGCACAGUGAGAGAUACACAGGGCAAGUCAACAUGAAGCACAUAUACAGUAAUACAUCACAGCUCAGGGCUUGGCUAACACCAAUAUAUCUAGUUAUUCCUUAUUGCAUAUCUCAGUGACUCAAAUUUGGGUUGGUUUACCCUCAUCUAAAUUGAAAACUCUGGAAAAAAAUGCCUAUUUUUAAAAGCCGGAAUCCAUUGUUUGUUUAAAAAGUGAUUGUUACAGCCAUGAUGGGGAGGGGUUGCAGCAGUGCUGGGGUGAGAUUGAAGUGUAGUAGCUUUGAUAUACAGUGGGGCAAAAAAGUAUUUAGUCAGCCACCAAUUGUGCAAGUUCUCCCACUUAAAAAGAUGA
Oncorhynchus tshawytscha (Chinook salmon) is the source of this 5417-nucleotide messenger RNA. Its product is annotated as endoplasmic reticulum mannosyl-oligosaccharide 1,2-alpha-mannosidase-like. Gene Ontology annotation, molecular function: calcium ion binding; mannosyl-oligosaccharide 1,2-alpha-mannosidase activity. Lineage: Eukaryota; Metazoa; Chordata; Actinopteri; Salmoniformes; Salmonidae. The transcript is spliced from 29 exons. The record is from RefSeq and is a predicted model, not a curated record. Gene Ontology annotation, biological process: carbohydrate metabolic process; N-glycan processing. The coding region runs from base 3097 to 5076 and encodes 659 amino acids. Gene Ontology annotation, cellular component: membrane; endoplasmic reticulum.